Molecule: messenger RNA, 1380 nt
Organism: Miscanthus lutarioriparius
Lineage: Eukaryota; Viridiplantae; Streptophyta; Magnoliopsida; Poales; Poaceae
Source: the annotation of a GenBank genome assembly
AUGGCAGGGGAGGACCCCGCCGACGCGUGCCCGCUCUGCGGCGGCGCCGGGCCCCCUUCGCGCGUCGCCCUCGCCAAGCGGGCCCCGCCCGCCGACGCCACCGCGGUGGCGGUGUCCUCCGCCUCGGUAAUCGCGUCUGGCGGCGACGAGGCGUCCGCGCUCCGCGAGGCGCUAGCGCGGCAGCGGCGCGGGGUGGCGGACCUGCAGGCGGAGCUGGAGGCGGAGCGGGGCGCGGCCGCGGGCGCCGCCAGCGAGGCCAUGUCCAUGAUCCUGCGCCUGCAGCGGGACAAGUCGGAGGCCAUGAUGGAGGCGCGCCAGUACCGGCGGUACGCGGAGGAGCGGUUCGCGCACGACGCCGCCGAGGUGGGCGCGCUGCACGACGCGCUCGACCGGCGUGACGCCGCCGUCAGGGCCCUCGCCGCCAGGCUCAGGGCGUGCCAGGCGCGCCUGCUCCACCUCGGCUUCCCUGCUUCCCCGUCCUCGUCCCCGGCCUCGCUCCCAGCCUCCCCGACUGCGGCCGACCGCCCCUGCUCCGACAACUCCGACUCCGACGACGGCGACGGUUACCGUUCCGUCCAGUGCCUCGACCACCCCGCCGACGUGGGCACCCCGCGCAACCACCACCUGCUCAACAGAAUUCCCAGCCCGGACGACUCCGACAAGGCGGUCGUCAUGUUCGGCUCCCCGCGGCGCCGCUGCUCCUCGCGCCACGCCCGCACGUUCUCCGGCGGCGACGGCGUCCCGUACGACUGCCGGAUCGCGUUGGCCGACGAGUUCCCUCUCUUCACGGACCGGGACGCGCCGGACCAGGACGACGACGAGGAGGCUGACCGGGUGUACACGGUGGACGCGGUGCAUGGCGUGCCCGUGAUGGCGCCCGAGGAUUGCUGCUACUUUGGGACGACGACGAGGGAGAGCGCUCGUGCUGGAGCUGGGGGCUGGGCAGAGGAGGACGAGAUACAGAAGCUCAAGGCCAGAUUGCAGGCGUUGGAGGCAGAUCGGGAGUCCAUGCGCCAUGCCAUCUUGUCCAUGGGAGAUGAGAAGGCACAGGUUGUUCUGCUCAGGGAGAUCGCUCAGCAACUCUGCAGGGACGCGGCGCCAUUCCCGGCUGUUCCGCUCAAGGUGCAGCCAAGGCCACAACCAGUUGUGAUGGCACAGAGGAAGGUGGUGAAGAGGCAGUCAUCCUUCCCUAAGGUCUUCAUUGUAACUGUGAUCAAGUGGGUUGUGUCUAUCUUUUGCUGGCGAAGGAAAUCAAGUCGCAUCAGGUAUCCCAUCGGGAUGUGUGGGAGCAAUGUCGGAUUGAUGCUGGUACUGGAUAGGUUCUCCAAACAGAGGCAAAAGAAGAUUCCUAAAAGGAAGCUAAGUGCCUCCACUCUCUGA